Molecule: messenger RNA, 366 nt
Organism: Effrenium voratum
Lineage: Eukaryota; Dinophyceae; Suessiales; Symbiodiniaceae
Source: the annotation of a GenBank genome assembly
AUGUCGACCGGUGGGAUCCCCUCGCUCGCUGAGCUGCAGAUGCAUGGACGGCACAUCAAAGAAGCCAUAGACGAGCAGCCACCACCUGUUCGGUGGUCCUGGUAUCUCGGCCCAACUGGGACGCUGGUGCUGCUGAUUUGCAUUCUCACGGCAUCAUCCACAGCGGCUUGUAAGGAUCACUGCGUGCGCGUGGGCGAUGCUUUGGAAGACAGGCUCCUUCGGUGCAUGGACAGAUGCGAGGUGACAACGGCGAAGGCUGGGACCUGUGAGAAGCAGUGCCACAGCCAGGUGCACUACACGCGACGCCAGGUGCAGCGAGAGCAAGAAGAUUGCAGCUGCCUUGGCUCGCAUGUUGAUUCAUGCUGA